GAGUGAGUGCGAGUUGCACUGGGGGUGGGGAGUGGGAGUUGUGCUAAUGUUGUAAUCGCCUGCGAGAAAGCAUCAAUCUCAGGUGGAUGCGGAACAACCCCAGGUGGUGGUGGUGUUGGUAAAUGCGGCUUCGGUGCUCGCUCGCUCGCUCGCACCGUAUCCACCAUCCCCUCUCAUUCCUCCUCCUAUACUCUAGGAUCUGGGUCUUUCCCUUCUGGGGUGGUGGUGGUGCUGGCUUCCUCCUCCCUCUCGGCUUUGUUUCUGCGUCGUCGGUUUCACGAGGCGGAGGAGUGUCGGGAGUCGAAGUGCGGGAUUCCAGGAUAUAAGAUGCGUUCGACUGCGCAGAGCUCUGGAAUCCGCCCUUUUUCUAACCUCUGCUGGAGUUAAAUUACAGGGUAGAGUUCUUGCAACCCAUGCAGGGCGACCAGAUCUUCAGCUCGAGGUAGGCUGUAAUGCCAGUGCCGCAUCAACCAACCGAGGUCACUUACGCCUUGUGCACGACUGUGGGUCAUUGAGCGGAGCCCCAUGAGUCUGCGAUCUGAGGCCAAGAAGCAAUUGCAUGAGGAUAAGGUUGAGAGGGUGGAAAUGAAGGAGACGGAGACCAUUAGGCGGCCGCUGCCUAGGUUCCAAAAGGACUCCACGAACUCUGUGAGCGCAGGUCGCGAGAGAGCACCAGUUUCGCCUCGGACAUGGCCGCUCCUCCCUUUCUUUGCGGCUGUUUUGUGUAUGGGCAUUCUAGGCAUGCGCCUUCUACCUCCCUCCAAGUAUACCAACUGGGCUGAUCCUUUCAAGAGCUGGGACCCCCAGGACAAGCGGUGGGCUUUUCCCAAUGUAAUGGCAUCUUUCCACUCAUGGAAGCGCAGUCAGCUUCAGGACAAUCGUAAUGCUUUUGAACAGGGGCUUCAGGCUGUUGUGUUAGAUCCCAUUCUAAAUGCAGAGUCUGAGGAGGGAACGAACUAUUCCCUGAAGAGGGAGGACGAGCCCAUUGACGUUGUAAAGAGGGAGGAUAUACAUGUUUUUGUUUGUACCGAUGAAGCUGAUCUUCGACCCCUUGCUGUAUUGAUUAACUCCAGCAUGGCGAAUUGCCCACAUCCAGAACGCCUUUUCUAUCAUUUGGUCAUGCCCUACAGUCAGAGGAAUGCUGCUAAACGUCUAAAACAUCUGUUUCCGAAUGCUAGAGUUGAGAUGGCCGAAAAGUAUAUCGACAUCCGUGAGGUGGAAGAGCAUAUCACUUUCCGGAAUGACACUGGAGCUCGCAAGGAGCUCGUCAGUCCCUACAAUUUUCUGCCAUUCUACCUGCCAAAAACAUAUAGCGAAAUUAGGCGAAUCAUCUACCUAGACUCUGAUAUUGUAGUAAAGGGAAAUUUGGAAGUGCUGAAUGAUGUGGAUCUUGAAGGUCAUUCAGUGGCGGCCAUUGAAGACUGCUCGCAGAGAUUUCAGGUUUACUUCGAUUUUGCACAAUUGGAUGAGAUUCAUAAACGACAGGGACCAGAUCGACCAAAAUGGCUACCAGAUGAGCCUUUCAACAAAUCAGCUUGUGUGUUCAACCGGGGGGUACUUAUUAUCGAUACCAAUCAAUGGAUUGAACAGAACAUUACCAAAGCUAUUGUUUGGUGGAUGGAUGAAUUUCGAAAGGCAGACAAGAAGGCAUUAUACAAGGCGGGUAUGUCACAGCCACCCUUUCUACUUGCACUCUACGGGAAACACAAGGUAUUGGAUGAGACAUGGAACGUUCGAGGUCUCGGUCGACCUAAUCUGAGUGAUAUGGAGAGGAUAUACUACAAAAAGGGUUGGAACUACACUUUCGAUCGAAUCCCUUUCAUGUCCCCAUUUGCCGAUGAAGCAAAUAUCCUUCAUUUCAAUGGAAAAUAUAAGCCUUGGAAGGGCAAGCGCCAUCGUGGAGAAAACGACGACAUUAUUUCGAUUUGUGGUGAUCCAGAGAAAGGCCAAGAAUGUGCAGGUUUAUGGUGGGAGUAUUUGUCCCCAGAAUCCAAUGAUUUUUUAAAGAAGAAGCCCUUGUCGAAGGGUAUUCUGUAGGAUGUAGAGUAGGACGUCUCACAUUUCAUUUCAUUCUCGUGUUUCGUAGUGCAGCUUAGUUCUGGGUUCACAAUCAGCUUGUUGUGUAAUUGCCGUCCCAUAUCCUGGGAAAAAUUUAAGACACGUUUUGGAACUUGGGAGAGCUAAUAGGAAUCUGGGGGCAGUGUUCCUUCAGGUGCGGUUUCUGAGCUCCUCCUCUGUAAACAAGGGCUAACAAGUGGCUCAUGUGUCUGGUUCUUCUAUAAUUCCAACAGCAUUGAGGCAUAAUCGAGGAAAAUUGAGGCAUUCAUUCCUUGUC
Physcomitrium patens is the source of this 2335-nucleotide messenger RNA. Lineage: Eukaryota; Viridiplantae; Streptophyta; Bryopsida; Funariales; Funariaceae. The record is from RefSeq and is a predicted model, not a curated record.